AUGUUCAAGGCAUUCCUCUUGUCCUGUGUGGCACUAACUUUCACCCUCAUUGCAGACGGGGCACCCACUCGGCAACCGCUGCAGCCCUUACAGGACGAUCUGAUGGAGCUCCAACAGAUUAUCAAGGGACUGUCAGAAACGGAUCGAGAAAACAUAAUGCAUAUUCCAAUCAUCUUACCCAAGAUUAUACCUCCUUUUAUUAGUGCACUUAUGCUUCCUGUGACUAGGACUCUCACAAUCUUUAACUACUUCAAAGAUAUCAUCAUUCCUGAGAUUAUCACUUUCAACGUUAUACAGGCUCAGGACCCUCAGCAAAAAAAGGCAGCCCUCAGAUGUUUUGUUACAGAGCUGAAACCUUUAGUAACAUUUUUAAAAGGCUUCAUCAACUUAGAUCAAGCUAUCUUAAACAAGACCAAUCAGUUGCUUCAAAAUAUCGAGGCAACUACUACUGCUCUUUUGGAGAACUCGACGGCAACUAAUGUGACCUGCUCAAAUGAUGUCGAGAAGAACAGCAGUGAAUUUCUGGAUGCCUGGAUCACCCUCUGUCACAGCAUUUCUAACGCAUAA
This is a messenger RNA of Tachyglossus aculeatus (Australian echidna), 567 nucleotides long. RefSeq names its product interleukin-2-like. Bases 1 to 567 code for a protein of 188 amino acids. Gene Ontology annotation, biological process: immune response. The transcript is spliced from 5 exons. Gene Ontology annotation, cellular component: extracellular region. Lineage: Eukaryota; Metazoa; Chordata; Mammalia; Monotremata; Tachyglossidae. Gene Ontology annotation, molecular function: growth factor activity; interleukin-2 receptor binding. The record is from RefSeq and is a predicted model, not a curated record.